This is a messenger RNA of Sphaeroforma arctica JP610, 213 nucleotides long. RefSeq lists its product as hypothetical. Gene Ontology annotation, molecular function: calcium ion binding. NCBI's taxonomy places the organism in Eukaryota, Ichthyosporea, Ichthyophonida. The transcript has a single exon. The record is from RefSeq and is a predicted model, not a curated record. The annotation marks the transcript as partial.
GAUGGUAGUGGUUCCAUCGACUUCAGGGAACUGGUGUGCGGCCUAUCUGUGCUGUGUAAAGGCAGUCAGGAAGAGAAGAUUGAGUACGCGUUCAAGGGUUAUGACUUGGAUAAUAGUGGGUACAUUACACGCGACGAAUUGCGUAAGAUGUUCAAGGCCUACUUCUACCUGAGCAUGGAGCUGGUCAGAGAUGUUGUGAAGGCGUUGGAAGAG